Colletotrichum destructivum is the source of this 7687-nucleotide messenger RNA. Its product is annotated as Putative galactose oxidase/kelch, beta-propeller. The transcript has 3 exons. Gene Ontology annotation, cellular component: plasma membrane of growing cell tip. Bases 1682 to 5383 code for a protein of 1233 amino acids. The record is from RefSeq and is a predicted model, not a curated record. Lineage: Eukaryota; Fungi; Ascomycota; Sordariomycetes; Glomerellales; Glomerellaceae.
CUCGACCCCUUUCCCUCCGAGAUCCCAACCGUAGAACAUCUCGUGUCGCUCAUUUCCAAGUCUUGAAUUCACAAGUAGAUUCGCUUACGAAAACCACAUGUUGGCUUUCGUCUCGCUGACUGCUCUCACGCUGCCGAGGGAACUCUUGAUCGGGUCUCUGUCAUCGCCGAUUAAUACGCUUGCCUAACAUUUUCUCACUGACAGUCGGCCGCUUAAACGGCUAUCGUGGCUCGCGUUCUCUUCGUAUUCGAUUCUCAUUAGACGCCUUCCCUGAGGCAAUUCGUCUUCUAGCCUCCGCCUUCUAACGCUUGACCGCUCCCUUCAAACACACGACAAAGCCCAGUAAGAAGGAAAAAGCAAAAUACCGACGGCAGACUGCAGCGACGCCAUACGACACGGAACCCUCGUUUGGAGAAAGGCAGAAGGAACAAGGAAGGGCGAAAGGACGAACUCCAGAGUCCAGACGGGUUUGGAUCAAAGGGGGAGGGAAUCCAACGACCCGCGCCGCUCCAAAGUCUUGAGAUUGUGGACAGGCUAGUCGUCAGUCUCGACAAGAUUCAUUGGUCGACGUAAGAUCAAAGUCUACUUAAGUCCAUUUCUGUGGCGUCACUGGCAUCCCAACCAUCGAUCGCCCUUACCUUCUCCUGAUACCUCGAGCAAACCGGACUCACCCCGUGUCACGGCAAGAGACGACACCGCAGCAAGACACUGCGACGACAAAUAGCAGUUUGCGCUCACGCAUGCAUCGACCCAGGUCGACGACGCGCUUAUUUCGUUUUUAAGCCAAGUGCGACUUGAAGCUUUGCGUGCGACAUUUUCUCGCCACUCGAAAUCACACCGAAACGAAACAGAUUCACCGAACUCGCCUACCGUCACUCACUCAUCCAUCCACUCACCACCAAAUAUCCCUUUGGCUGCCGUCCUUCCUUCCUUCCUUCCUUCCUUCCUUCCUUGCGGUCACUCGUUUCCUUGCUUUUCCUCGCUCCCGAAAGAGUUUCUUCUUCGCCGAGACAACCAACUGCCCGGGGGGGGGGAAACGGUCCAUCAGGUGUCUCAUCAAAGCUUCUCGCUCAUUUUAUAUCCGUAGGCUUGCUCCCAUCAAACUCGUCCAAAGCCAGCUUAAUCGGACUGCCAAACCCAUCCGAGCACAAUCAGCAGCCGUGGUCGCACCGCCCAAAUAAGGUGCCAGUGCUCUGAUAGGAGGGGGCUAUCUCUACCUUUCUCUCUCUCUCUCAUUUCUCUCCUUCUCUUCUUGCCAUCGUUGUCAUCGUCAUCAAAUGGCUACGACCCAGUUCUAACACAUUUCACUACAACAGUAGAACUGGGCGACGAAUCAGCUUUCUUUUGUUUCUCUCUUUCCAUCCAACACCAGACACUCGUUUACCCCGAUUAUUUCGUCAAAAAGUCCUCACCGAUUCGACUCGACUCAACUUCACUCCUCUCUACGCCUAAUUUCGCUGCAUCGAUUGUUUGACGCGCCCCCGAAUCUGCCGACCGAUCAAGUAAAAGAGAAUACAUUAUUCUUGCGAUGGUCAGCGCGCAAAAAUAAUCCUUUGCAAAUGCGACGCGACACCCAGUCCGAUUCUCAAUCGUCGAGACACCCCAAUUCGAAAAACUUCAUUACAUAGCAACCACAUACACCAGCGAAUUCUUCUCCUUCCAACUGUGCGGCAAUAGCGCGAUGCGUUUACUAUUCAGCAAGCGCCCAUCAGCGCGAUGCCGUGCGCAGCACUCAAAUAUCCUGGCACUUGCGGUCCUGGCACCCUCCUUGGCGGCGGCGAUACAGUUCACCCCAGUGUCCAAUGCAAACCUCGACCUUUCCCAGCUUGGCAGAAUCGGCGUGGCAGGUGAUUUCAAUGGUAUCUCUCUCUACCAGUUUGAGGAACAGAAUGAGAAGCCUUACAGCACCAACGGAAGUGAAUCUUUGCUGGCUCAGCUACCUAAUGGCGCCUUUGCGUCGGUUAUCUCAACCGAUGCCUCAAUUCACGACAUGUGCACAUUUACACUCAACAAUGGAGCGGUUCAGGGAGUGGUAAUUGGCGGCAACUUCACAAGCUUGGAUGGCAUUCAGUCGCAGGGCAUCGCUUUGUUCAACCCCAACACAUCUGAAAUCACGCCUCUGGCUGGUCUGUCAGGUCAGGUUAAUGCCCUGCUCUGCGACCAAGAGGCCAACACAGUUUAUGUUGGAGGCAAUUUCCGUGGCGCAAACUCAACCAACGCAAUUGCCUGGUAUGGCACAGAGGGCUGGACUAAUCUUCCUUUUGCUGGUUUCAACGGUCCUGUUUCGUCCAUCACCAAGGCCUCCAACGGUCACAUUGUCUUCGGUGGCAGCUUCACUGGCCUCGGCAACACCAGCACCCCUAGCACCCCUGAUGGCCAGGUUAUCAAUGUGUCAAGUGCUAAUAUUACCUCGGCCUCGAGCACAUCUACCUCCGGCUUCAGCGAUCCUCGCAACAUCAUCUGCAAGACGAAAGGAGUUGAUGGUUCGGGCAGCACCUGGCUGCUGCGCGAUAAUUCGGCGGGCUUCUGGCAGGCUACCUUCGGUUUCAGUUUCCAGCCCACGAAACUCAGACUUUGGAACACCCACCAGGAUGGCCGAGGAACCAAGACGUUCCGCUUCACCGCUUUGCCUCUCGGCGGUAUUCUCAACAUGACGUACCUGGACCCAUCGACCGGACAGAAUGCGUCGUGCACGAGUGAGUGCCCUCUCACCAGUAAUACCAGCGUCAAGUUCCAGGACUUCCACUUCGUCAACCUCGUUGGUAUGAACUCGUUCAGAAUCGACAUCUCGGAGUUCUACGGAUCCGGUGGCGGGCUGAAUGGCAUCCAGUUGUUCGAGGAUGACAUCAACUCAUAUGCCAUUAAUGACUUCAACGCCCCAGCCUGCUCCGACAGCGAUACCAAGUCCUCUGCCACUGCAACUGGGCCUUGGUCGACGUCACCCUCUCUGCAAAGCAGCUCCCAGUAUCUUACUGCGAAGCUCUCUGGCAGCAUUACCGCCAACUCCGCCUCGGUCACUUUUCUCCCGGAUCUGAAGGAAUCCGGCAACUACUCCGUUAACCUGUACACCCCCGGCUGCCUACAGGACGCUACCUGCACUACCCGUGGGCAGGUGAACAUCACUGGCAUCAUGUCGCCUUCCGGCAAUGACAAGUUCACAACAUCGCUCUACCAGACAAACAACUUCGACAAGUACGACCAGAUUUAUUUCGGAUACAUCGAGGCAAGCUCCGCAGAUGGCUUCCGACCGAGCGUUACUCUUGCGCCUUUGGCUGGCCAAAAUCUCGACGAAAUGACCAUCGUUGCUCAGCGCGUUGGGUUCACUCUCAUUAACUCUACUGGAGGGCUCAACGGCCUCUUCGACUUCGACCCUUCAGCUGCUACGUUGAACACUGACUUUAAAAGCUCCAAGAUCAACCAGCUUGGGUCCUCGUUCUCCGUCGGAUCUGCGGUUACCAGCCUGGCAACUGCUGGGGAUUUGGUCAUCGUCGGUGGCAACUUCACAUCGUCAUCUGCUCGCAAUGUUAUCGGCAUCAACACUGCGAGUGAGGCUACCAUGGCACUCGACGGCGGUCUCAAUGGCGAAGUCAAAUCGAUGGAGCUCAAUGGCACCCAACUCUAUGUCGGCGGCGUCUUCUCAAACACCCAAGACAAUGCGGUUGCUGGUCUCAGCAACGUUGGUGUCUACGACACGUCAGCCAACACUUGGACUGCACUUGGUUCCGGAGUCAAUGGCGAGGUCUCCCACGUGGUCUCGAUGCUCGUCAACAUCACCAAGGAGACUGAGCCCGAAUCUGUAGUCACAUUCACUGGUGAUUUCAGCGAGAUCAACGCGUUUGGCGACAAUUCUGCCAUUCCUGUCUCUGGUUUUGCCGUUUGGGUCCCUUCGCAGAAUAACUGGCUGCAGAACCUCCCCGGCCCCGUCCCUGCCUUCAGCGGCAUUUUGACGACCGGCAUCUCCGAUCUUCCCAGCGGAGGAUCUCUUUACGCAGGGUCCAUGACCUCUGCCACCAUCAGUGCCAAUGGCGCCGUCACACUAGCCGAGAAGUUUGGCCAGUUUCCCAUCAAAAUUAAGUCCUCGCCUCCGGGCUCUGGCACACUAGGUAAGCGCGACUCGGUCUCGAGCGGCAACGUCACGGGCGUAGUCACUGGUGCAUUUUACAACAACAACGAUCGCAACCUCACUAUCCUCGGUGGCCACUUUACGGCCGAAGGCACCAACGGCACCUCUGCCAACAACUUGGUGCUGAUCGAUGGUUCCAACUCGAACGCAAUUACCGGCCUUGGCUCCCAGAUCGAGGACAACUCGACCUUCAUUGCACUUGCCAUCACUGGCGACCUGCUCUUCGCCGGUGGCAACGUGCGAGGCCGCGUCAAUGACAACGACGUGCGAGGCAUCAUCUCUCUCAACCUGCAAAACGCUUCCUUCAACAGCACCCAGCCGCCCGGCGUGAGCGGCGGUAACGCAACCAUCACCGCUAUUGAGGUCCGCCCCGAGUCGGGUGAAGUUUAUGUCGCCGGCUCGUUUGAUUCAGCCGGCGCGCUCGGCUGCCCAGGCGUCUGUUACUACGAUACGUCCCUCGCAGGCUGGAGUCGUCCUGGUGUCAACCUGGAGGGCACCGGCCACACGCUCAUCUGGACAAGCAAGAGCCAGCUCGUCGCCGGUGGUAACUUUACCCUCAACAGCACCUCUCCGGCAGUGCUUGCGAUGUACAACCCCGAGCGUCAAGCGUGGUCCGCCUACCCCGGGGAGGAUUCUUUGCCCGGACCUGUCGAGGUCUUGACGGCUGGAUCGCGUGACCGCAGCCAAUUGUGGGUUUCUGGGACCGCAUCCAACGGCUCUGUCUACCUCAUGAAGUACGACGGCUCCGUCUGGCACUCGGCUGGGAUCACUUUGCUCCCCGGCACCGUGAUGAACAGUCUCCAGGUCUUUUCCCUGACAUCGUCUCACGACGACACGGAUAUUCUGGACUCCAACCAGGUCUUGAUGAUGACGGGAUCACUCAACAUUCCCGGCUUUGGCACAGCGUCGGCUGCCAUCUUCGACGGCACCACCUUCCGGCCGUACGCCCUCACCAUCAACAGCGGUAAUAACGCCGGAUCAAUCUCCAAGAUCUUCACUGAGAAACAGGAUUUCUUCUCCGAUAAUGAUCGUCACUUGGCCCUCGGAUUUGUCGUUCUCAUCGGUCUCGGUAUAUCGCUCGCCCUCAUCUUCCUCCUGGUCAUCGCCGGUAUGGCCCUCGAUCGUCUCCGUAAGAAGCGCGAAGGUUACUCGCCGGCCCCAACUUCAAUGUACGACCGCGGUGGUGGUAUGAAGAAAAUUCCACCCCAUGAGCUUUUCGAAUCACUCGGCAAGGGUCGACCUGGCGCGCCGACGGUAUAGCGACAACGAAGAACGUUCCAUUUGCGGUCCCUUUUUUCCUUUUUUCUAAUACCCGAAUUUUGCUUUCCGGCGUUUGGAUAGGCAUGGGGUGAGAAAAGAAUACCAUCACGGCUUAACCCUUUCACCAAUGGAGGUACAAAAUCAUCUAUCCACGUCUGAGAGGGAUGAUGGCAGCACUCGACUCGACACACCCUCCCCCACCACACGUAACAGCACAACUCUCGGUAGUUGUCCCAUCCAGCGGCGGCCGAUCAGCGUUGUCCAGCAUGCGCUCCGACGAGAGCCUCGUGGACUGUCUCGUUUUCAUUGCAUUCGAUUCCUCACGACCCUCACGACCCUUGUUUAAUGUCUACAUGUUUAGUUAUACCACUGCGCGCGCCUAGCCGCUUUCUCUUCUCGGUCACAAAUCAGCAAUGUUCUCUCGCCCGGAAUGUACAAGCUUCAACUCGACACACCUCUAGUUUGUCAGUGGACGACUGGCCGCGCGCAUACACAAUUCCAAAACAGCCCGAACAUCACAAACACCCAAUCAAUCAUUAUGGAUCAUUUUUCUUUUUUUUUCUUCGUUUUCGUCUCAUGGCUAGUGUCAAGGCCAGGACUGGGGCUUUUCCAAGGCCGGAAGGGAGAGGGGAUCAAGACUUUCGAACUUGAAGGAUAGAAGCAGACAGAUGGCGGAAAGCAGAAUUUUUCCUUCGGCUAGAACGUCUCGACUAGGGAGGUCGAUUUCUACUCAGCUUUCGGAGACAUUAGCGGUAGCUCCAUGGCGAUAUAUCGCCCGACGUAGCUUAAUAUUCAGGAACCGAAAAGGUUAAACUAAACUGGCAUUCUCCGUUUACUGUCCCGUUGCGAUCGUUGUGACAUGUCUAUCGGUAUUGCCUACGUGUGCAAUGUCAUUUUGUAUGUCAUGCAUGUGCGUACCCGUGUCCCUCCCCUGGCGAUGCCUUGGCCAUGUAGCCGGCCCUCCCUCUCUCUCUCUGCCCCCCUCUUGUCUUGCCUUACGUAUGUGUCCGUACGAUGUUUGAAGUAAUGGCCAACACCAUCAUGGCCACUUCGUUUGUUUCUGUUUGCAUUUGGAUGCAGGUUUGGAACGCUGUCAUCCCCCCAUAUGUCUCACCGUCCCCCCACACCCGUUCUUGUUACCUUACCUGCUCCUCUUGCACCCUCGAAUGGAUCACUGGAUGACAGUCCACACCCGUACAAAUGGAAGCAGGUGGAAACCUGUACUCGAUAACAUGAAUCAAACUGGGUGUUGUCAUGUGAGCGACAUGGUAGCACUUUUUUAAUCGCGAGGCCAACCUGCCCGCCUCGCCUCUUCACCUCUUCCGACCUUGAUGCAUGCCCAUGCCCCCCCUCCCCUACGCUUGCCACGCCACAAUUGUGAGGCUGGAGCUCAAUUCCCGACGUUGUAGGCGACAGCGCAGACGGAGGCGUUGCGCCGGGUAAUGGAUGGCUUCACCCGGAGCUUGAUGACGACGUUGCGCGAUGCCCAGUGCAACCUCGAAUGUGACGGGAGAUCUUGUGCGCCGCCGUGUCUCAUCAAGGGAGAAUGGGCUAGUCGUAAAACAUCGCAGAAAACCAAGUAUUCCGGACGUUCACGGCAUAGCUUUGCCCAGAUCUGACACCGAUACUAUCACUAGGCGUUGAGAUGUCAAGGCGGCUUGCGUAUAUGGGUGAGACACUAUAUCAAGCUACACCCGAUCCAUCGCCGGCUAGUUAUGAUGGACGGAUGAUUGGCUACUCCGUGAUGCAUCGCACGAGAAAUUUCUCAGUAUAGAUUGCUCAGUUAUUUGGUCAUCUCUCAGUGCACCGUCUCUGGGUGAUGAAUAAGAUGUUAAGGUUGAAUGGGGCGGCGGGAUAUCUGUCUCGUCAUCAGACUAGCCGUCCGACUUAAAUGGGACACCCUUUCUCGAAAGAGCAUCAGAACUGCGCCUUAGAAGUGAUGCUGUCUCCUGCCCACGGCGGCUAUCAGCACUCUGACGUGACGCUUGAUACUUUAGGUGCCACUUGCAUGCGCUCCGUACCCGUGGUAAGAUUCGAUGGGAGAGCGAUGGCCUUGGUUAUGAUGCUGCAUUUCAUCGUCUGCCGCCUCGCUGAGUGAGUGCUUGUUGUACUGUGCCUAGCUUUCACAGCCUGUGCCCUAUGUAGUAAGUGUCUGCUUGCUUUGGUGGUGCAUCAGGGCCUUAACGCAGAUACGAAGUGAAAUUUGGCUGCUGGCUUCCCGAUCGGGUCCUCCUCCGUCGUCGAGGCUAUAUUGCUCUCAUCUCGGAGAGGACUCUGGAGCCCCUCCGCCGCGCCGGCAUGACC